This is a messenger RNA of Colias croceus (clouded yellow), 689 nucleotides long. RefSeq lists its product as uncharacterized. Lineage: Eukaryota; Metazoa; Arthropoda; Insecta; Lepidoptera; Pieridae. The transcript has 3 exons. The record is from RefSeq and is a predicted model, not a curated record. The coding region runs from base 79 to 318 and encodes 79 amino acids.
GCGAAGCUGUCCCAUCGAGGCCAGAUGCUGGUCGUGCUUCUGCCCGAGUAAACCAUUGACUUAUUUAUUUUGUUAAUAAUGAUGUUCAAGUUUGUGUUCAUGUUUGCGUUGUUCAUGCUGGCCGCAGCCACCCCCACGCGGAAGCGGUCAACGACACCCGUUGAAUUGGUCAGCGUGAUAGAAUUAGAAGAGCCAUGCGUGCGCCAGGGCGGUCUCUGCCUCCGCAUAGAAGACUGCCAGCCCGGGAACCUCGUGCAGAUGAGGGGCGUGCUCUGCCCCAACCAGAGGCACUUGGGAGUCGAAUGUUGCUAUGCAUGAAGGAGAUCUAGGGAGAAGCCGUAUUCCGCCUUAAGUUAAGAUAGAUAUAAGCUGUCAAAUAUAAAUGGUUUAUUACAAAUGUAUUAUGCUCGGUUUCUAUAUGAACUAUCUUAUUUUAUUAGCUUCACUGUCAGUUAAAAUACAAACGUAUGCAAAAAUUUCUGUAAUUUUUUUUGCCUGAUAGGGAAGCGCUUGACCAUGAUCUUGCCUGAUGGUAAGUUGAGAUGUGGCAUAAGAUGGAGCGCGCUUCUCUAGAAGUAGAAAUCGUAAAUAGAAUGAGAAUAUUAAUUAUAGUAUGUUAUAUAAUUAUGAGUAUUACGAUGUUGUUAUUGCUGUGAGCAAACUUAUUUUAUUAAAUGAGUACUUAAUGA